Molecule: messenger RNA, 2890 nt
Organism: Medioppia subpectinata
Lineage: Eukaryota; Metazoa; Arthropoda; Arachnida; Sarcoptiformes; Oppiidae
Source: the annotation of a GenBank genome assembly
CUCUGCCUUACACUCUGUCUCUCCGUAUAGACUGUCAGUCAUGUUAUGCAGUGUUGUCUCUGUUGGUCACCAUUGAAGACAUUAAGACAUUUGUCCAUCACUUCCAUCACAUCUACUCCACUGUCAAAGAGUUAUCAACGAAACCGUGUUUUUCACUCUAACCCAAGAAAUGUGUUGAAUAUUGUGUGCAAAACGGAUCCCAACGACAAUCGGUGUUAAGUUUUUACUCGGUUUUGGAUUUUUUGGGUUUCAUUUGAACCCAUUUCUGGACUACUUUUACUACAUUUUCUCAAUAUAUGGACUAAAAAUACAUUGAAAAGUGAAAACAAUGUAUAAUUCAAGACAUCCGGGUCCGCCACAGGCCGGACAGGGAUUCAAAUUCACGGUAACGGAAACGUGUGAACGGAUUAAAGAGGAAUUUAACUUUCUUCAGGCCCAGUAUCACAGUUUGAAACUAGAAUUGGAAAAACUCGCGACAGAGAAGACAGAAAUGCAAAGACAUUACGUUAUGCAUCAACAACAGGUCGCGUCGGCGGUCGAGAGGGCCAAACAGGUGACGAUGACUGAACUGAAUGCCAUCAUUGGACAACAAAUACACGCUCAACAGCUCUCAUCGGCGCACUCACACGGGCCACCCAUGCCUAUGAUGCCGCACCCGGCACUCGCCGGUCUUCAGCCGCCGGUGUCUGCGGCCGCAGCGGCAGCAUUAGCCGCCGGAUUACCGCCAUCGAGCUCUGCUGCCGGUCUGUUAGCCCUAUCAUCUGCCGGUGCAUUGGCUGGCGGCCCGUCUUUGCCCACAAAUAAUAACAACUCAAGUCAUUUGCCGGGCAUUCCGUCGGCUCUUCCUAAGGAGUCAUCGCAUCGCGAGAACAAUGAGAAGCGUUCACUAAAUGAGCCAAUACUCAAACCAAACGGAGAGGAGAUUUUAGCCUCAGAGGAAAUGCAUGGAUGGAGAAACUCCAUUUCACCGAAUGAUAGGGAAAAGUUUCGCAACAGAUCUCCAGAUUUGGAGCACGAGAUGAAGAAACGCAAGAAUGCGAAGGAGGAGAAGGACAGCGACGGAGAAAAGAGUGACCAGGAAUUGGUUGUAGACGUGGCCAAUGAAGACCCGGUCGGGUCUCCGAACUCUCGGAACGGCAACUCUUCUCCGCGAGAAAACGGCAACGAAAAGCAAGUGAAGAAAGAGCACAGUUCUCAUAGUCCACACUCGAGUAUAUCCUCCAAUUCAAGCACUCCUUCUUCCAAACAUAAAGAGAAUGAGAAGUCGAUGACACCCGUUCCUAAGCCGACAACGCCUACCAGCUCUGGUAGCAUGAAAAACAUACCCAAACCUCCACUCGGACCCCCAUAUCCUUACCCAUUGCAUGGAGGACCGGGAGGGCCGCCACACCUUCCGGCAGAUCUGAGCGCAGCUGCAGCCGCCUAUUCCCAGAGCGUAGCCCUACAUAAUAACAUCUCACCGGCGAUUAACUCCUAUUCUAGGGGUUUGGUGGGCGGACCCUAUCCGGAACCACACCCAUCCAUGAGGGGACCGGGAUUUGGUGGCGCUAUCCCAGGCGGCAAACCCGCCUAUUCCUUUCAUGUGAACGCUGAGGGUCAGGUACAACCCGUACCCUUUCCACCCGACGCUCUCGUCGGGUCAGGGAUUCCUCGCCACGCGAGACAAAUAAAUACUCUAAAUCACGGGGAAGUCGUCUGUGCCGUCACUAUCAGUAACCCAACUAAAUAUGUCUACACCGGAGGCAAAGGUUGUGUCAAAGUGUGGGACAUUAGCCAACCCGGCAGUAAAAGUCCUGUCUCUCAAUUGGAUUGUUUGCAAAAAGACAAUUACAUCCGUUCGUGUAAACUAUUACCCGACGGCCGAACUCUGAUAGUCGGCGGUGAAGCGAGUACUAUAUGUAUCUGGGAUUUGGGCGCUUCUAUACCCAGAAUUAAAGCCGAGUUGACGUCAUCGGCUCCGGCCUGUUAUGCCCUCGCUAUUAGUCCCGAUUCAAAAGUUUGCUUCAGUUGUUGUAGUGACGGAAACAUUGCGGUUUGGGAUCUUCACAAUCAAACACUUGUCCGACAAUUUCAAGGACACACUGACGGCGCGUCUUGUAUUGAUAUCAGUAACGACGGGAAUAAGUUGUGGACCGGAGGUCUGGAUAAUACAGUUCGCUCGUGGGAUCUGCGAGAAGGCCGUCAACUACAACAACACGACUUCUCGUCUCAGAUCUUUUCUCUGGGUUAUUGUCCGACUGGCGAUUGGCUGGCAGUCGGAAUGGAGAGCUCUAACGUAGAAGUGCUUCACUGUUCAAAACCAGACAAAUAUCAGUUGCAUUUACACGAGAGCUGUGUUUUGUCGUUAAAGUUUGCAAACUGUGGCAAAUGGUUUGUCAGUACCGGUAAAGACAAUCUUCUGAAUGCUUGGCGAACCCCUUACGGCGCCUCUAUUUUUCAGAUCUUUUCUCUGGGUUAUUGUCCGACUGGCGAUUGGCUGGCAGUCGGAAUGGAGAGCUCUAACGUAGAAGUGCUUCACUGUUCAAAACCAGACAAAUAUCAGUUGCAUUUACACGAGAGCUGUGUUCUGUCGUUAAAGUUUGCAAACUGUGGCAAAUGGUUUGUCAGUACCGGUAAAGACAAUCUUCUGAAUGCUUGGCGAACCCCUUACGGCGCCUCUAUUUUUCAGUCAAAGGAGUCCUCAUCGGUGUUGAGUUGUGACAUCUCUUCGGAUGACAAGUAUAUAGUGACCGGUUCUGGAGAUAAGAAGGCUUCGCUCUAUGAAUAUUUGUUUAAUUUAAAGUCAAAGGAGUCCUCAUCGGUGUUGAGUUGUGACAUCUCUUCGGAUGACAAGUAUAUAGUGACCGGUUCUGGAGAUAAGAAGGCUUCGCUCUAUGAAGUGAUCUAUUGA